UGGGGCCCCAGGUCUUGUAGAGUCCUGGACAAGAUGGGACGGGUGCCAGAGGGGGCAUCUUGGCCUCUGAGGGCACCUGGAGCAGGCGUGUGGGGAGCCUGUGGGUGCAGAGGAGCGCUUCUGCCCUUUCUGCCCUCCUUCCUGCCGCCCUCUCCGUGAGGGAGCAGUGCUGGGCCUGCAGCACCUUGACCCUGCACCCACCUGGCAGUCAGCCUGAAUCCCAGAUCCUUGGCCAGGCCCCUCCUCUGCUCAGUCACCCUUUGGUGGCGACUCCACCCUCCAGCCUGACUGUGAUCAAAUGAAUGAAGCAGUUUAGUCCUCUGGUUUUGGCGUUUCAAACCAUUUGCUCUCACUGCACCCUGUGCAGACACGGCUGGGGGAACUCCUACUCAUCCAUCAAAACCUGGUCCCAGAGUGCCCUUCCUGUGGUGCUCCUGCACUUCCUCACAGACUUCUCUUCAUGUGUUAACACCCACCCUAGUUGUCCUCUCCUCUGCGGACAUGCAGAGUCCAACCGAGACUGCCAGAUAGACCAGCAUCACCGGAACCAGUGCCAGUACUGCCGCCUCAAGAAGUGCUUCCGGGUGGGCAUGAGGAAGGAGGCGGUGCAGCGCGGCCUGUCACCUGGCGACCCGACCUGGCUUCCUGAGCCUCGAACCUGUAAGAACUCGGCUCCGGAUUCCCUUGUGUCCGCGGACCCUAUGCCCUGUGCCCUGAAUGGAAGCCCCGCUAGAUCCUUUGGGCCCACCCCAGGCACCUUAGCGAGGCUUGUCUGCGCACCGGAUGCUGCUGUCCGGGGCCCACCACACUUCACACACUCCCCUCACGGCCCCAGCGUUGACGAAGCCCUGUCCCCAGAUGCCUGCGGCCUGUCAGACCCAGCGCAUGUGGAGAGCCUGCAGGAGAAGGCGCAGGUGGCGCUCACGGAGUACGUGCGCGCCCAGNCGCCUGCCCGCCCUGCGCGCACCGGCCGUUCUUAAAGACAGAUCUGUGCUUUCUUGCUGCGCCUGCCCGCCCUGCGCGCAGUGCCCGCCUCGCUCAUCUCGCAGCUCUUCUUCAUGCGCCUGGUGGGCAAGACGCCCAUCGAGACGCUGAUCCGCGACAUGCUGCUGUCGGGCAGCUCCUUUAGCUGGCCCUACGGCGCUGGCCAGUGACCCAGCCGGCCGUUCUUAAAGACAGAUGUCUGUGCUUUCUGUUUUUUAAAUGAUCAGAAACCAAACCAAGACAGAUCUUCCGGGCUGGCCUCGUUCUCCUGGCUCUCUGGGCCUGAGCACUCCGGGGCGGCAACAGGCGUCCUGUGUGGGACACUCCGGGGCCAUCAGGCUGAUAAUAAAGACAUUUCCGACCUGC
Messenger RNA from Fukomys damarensis (Damara mole-rat), 1350 nucleotides. It is a transcript of the gene Nr2f6, whose product is annotated as nuclear receptor subfamily 2 group F member 6. Lineage: Eukaryota; Metazoa; Chordata; Mammalia; Rodentia; Bathyergidae. Gene Ontology annotation, biological process: anatomical structure development; cell differentiation; negative regulation of transcription by RNA polymerase II. The transcript is spliced from 7 exons. Gene Ontology annotation, molecular function: nuclear receptor activity; RNA polymerase II cis-regulatory region sequence-specific DNA binding; zinc ion binding. The record is from RefSeq and is a predicted model, not a curated record.